AUGUCGUCGAUUGAUUCUCAUACCCCUUCGGCCACCAAGGCUGAGGCCGAGACUGAAGUCAGAGCCCAGUCGUCAGAAGACGCUGUUAGCGAGCAGGUAGCAAUUCUGGGAAAGAAGAGUCCUGGUGUUGCGCGCAUUGAAGCAAUCAAUGCCCACCUCACUUCCUUCGAUCGCUGGUUCCUCGGAAUUGGUGUCUUCUUGAUUGCAUACGCCUAUGGUCUCGAUGGAACCGUUCGAUACACGUAUCAGAGUACUGCUCUUUCUUCGAUUGGCGAGCACUCGUUGCUUUCGACUGUCAACAUUGUCCGCACUGUCAUUGCUGCUGCUGCUCAGCCUACAGCAGCAAAGAUUGCCGACGUCUUUGGCCGUGUCGAGCUCGUCUACCUCUCCAUCUUCUUCUAUCUUCUGGGUACGGUGAUUGAGGCUGCUGCCCACAACGUCAGUGCCUUCGCAGCUGGAGCCAUCUUUUACCAGAUUGGUUACACUAUCGUCACACUUUUGGUCGAAAUCAUCGUCGGAGAUAUCUCUUCUUUGAAGGGGAGAUUGGCUUGGAGUUACAUCCCGGCCUUACCCUUCCUGAUCAACACCUGGGUCUCAGGAGACGUCGCAUCUGCUGUAUUGAAGACCACUACCUGGCGCUGGGGAAUCGGCAUGUGGGCCAUCAUCUACCCCGUCUGCGCUAUGCCUCUCAUCGUCGCCCUAUUUAUUGCAUCCAGUCGCGCGAAGAAGGCUGGCGCCCUGGCCAACUACCAGUCUGCUUUCCAGCGCAACGGUAUGGGCAACACUCUUGUUGCUCUGUUCUGGCAACUGGACGUCCCUGGCAUCAUCCUGAUGAUUGCUAUGUUUGCACUCAUCCUUGUACCCUUCACCAUUGCUGGAGGACUCGCCGAGACAUGGGGCACAGCUCACGUCAUUGCUCCUCUGGUCAUUGGUAUCUGCCUCAUCCCCGUCUUCGUCCUCUAUGAACGUCGCGCUCCCCAUCCUCUGGUACCGUUCCAUCUCCUGAAGGACCGCAGUGUCUGGGCUGCUCUUGGUGUCGCCUGUCUGCUCAACAGCAUCUGGUACAUGCAAGGAGGCUACCUUUACACUGUCGUUGUCGUUGCUUUCGAUCAGAGCGUCAAAUCUGCUACCCGCAUCACUUCGCUCUACAGCUUCGUUUCUGUUCUGACUGGUGUGUCGCUUGGUCUUCUUGUCCGCUUCGUGAAGCAGAUCAGACACUUGAAGCCAUUCAUUGUAUUUGGCACUCUGAUGUUCAUGGUUGCAUUCGGUGUCUUGCUCCGUUUCAGAGGUGGACUGACCCAGAGCUCCUACGCUGGAAUCAUCGCAGGAGAGGUCAUUCUGGGUUUCGCUGGUGGUCUCUUCCCUUACCCGGUCCAGACCCUUAUCCAAGCAGCCACUCAGCACGAGCAUCUUGCCUUGGUCACCGGUCUGUACCUCGCACUCUACAACAUUGGAUCCGCCAUUGGCUCAACCAUUUCCGGUGCCUUGUGGACCCAGAUCCUUCCUGGAGAGCUUGAGCGCAACCUGGCUGCAGUCACCAACAACGCUACUGUUGCUGUCUAUGCUUACAGCAACCCUCUUUUCUUCAUUCUCGACUACCCUGUUGGCACCCCCGAGCGCGACGCCGUCAUUGUCUCAUACAGACACAUUCAACGUCUGCUGUGCAUCACUGGCAUCUGCCUUUGCAUUCCAUUGAUCGCCUUCUCGCUAUGCUUGCGUAACCCUCGCCUUGGCAAGGAACAAUCUCUGCCCGAUGCCGAAAAGAACGUGUCUGAGACCUCCAGCGAGGUCGAUGUCGAACAGACCCCCAAGAGGGGCGGCUUCCUCCACAAGCUGUUCUAA
Aureobasidium vineae is the source of this 1842-nucleotide messenger RNA. The record is from the annotation of a GenBank genome assembly. NCBI's taxonomy places the organism in Eukaryota, Fungi, Ascomycota, Dothideomycetes, Dothideales, Saccotheciaceae.